This is a messenger RNA of Aspergillus puulaauensis, 1014 nucleotides long. It is a transcript of the gene ATG5, whose product is annotated as autophagy protein 5. Gene Ontology annotation, biological process: nucleophagy; autophagy of mitochondrion; autophagosome assembly. Bases 1 to 1014 code for a protein of 337 amino acids. NCBI's taxonomy places the organism in Eukaryota, Fungi, Ascomycota, Eurotiomycetes, Eurotiales, Aspergillaceae. The transcript is spliced from 3 exons. The record is from RefSeq and is a predicted model, not a curated record. Gene Ontology annotation, cellular component: phagophore assembly site membrane; cytoplasm; Atg12-Atg5-Atg16 complex.
AUGGCCAUGGAUCAAGUCGCACUAAGCACUAUUCAGAAGUCUAUCUGGGAAGGCCAACUCCCUCUAAAUAUUACUCUCGCUCCAUCUGAGAGUCGCACCUACGACCAGACAGAUCCAUAUCUCAUUUCCUUACCGCGGAUUUCGUAUCUGCCAUCUCUCCUCCCUAGGCUCAAGGCCUUCUUCUCUUCAUCACUCAUUGACCCCGCUGCCUCAGCUCCCCAUGACGGUUGGUUCUCUUUUGAAGGCGUCCCCCUGAAAUGGCACUACCCCGUCGGUCUCCUCUAUGACCUUUAUGCGGGUGCGGACCCAGCGACCAAAUCAAGCGAGGAUGAGUAUUCGCCCACCUCAGAGGCUGGACCGCUUCCCUGGCGACUUGUUGUGCACUUUAGCGACUGGCCUGACGAGGAGCUCGUCCGCCUUGACGCAGAAGGCAUGGUCAUGAACGAUGCCUUCAUUAACAGCGUCAAGGAGGCUGAUUUCGUGCGCAACGGCACUGCAAAGGGAAUCAUGACUCUCUCGAAGGAUGAUUCUUCGGGGUUGUGGGAGGCUGUUCAAGAUGUCGACCUCCCCUCCUUCCAACGAAUAAUGAACAUCCUCCUCCCACUAAAUUCCCACCAACCCCUCCGCAACCUCCCUGUCCGCCUCUUCCUCCCCCUCCCACCAAAACCAGACUCCGAUUCGAACUCCCCCUUCCUAAAAGUCGUCCAAUCGCCCAUCCCGCCAACAAUAUCCGUCACGCAGUCCCAGCAACAGAUGAACCAGUCAACUAUACUGUCCUCAUCCCGCGUCUCGGGUUCAGUAUCCGCAGGGGCGGCCCAACCGCAACCGCAAACUAUCGGUACGGCACUCCACUCUAUCUUACCCCAUCUAUUUCCGAGCCGCAGGACCCCUGUCCUGGCGAAACCUGUGCUGCAUGGUGCUGCGGUGCCGAUGUCUGCGCCUGUGGAGGAGGUGGUGAGAUGUGCCGCUUAUGGGGAUGGGUGGGUUUAUAUCGUUGUGAGGAUGAUGGGUUGA